CUGGAGGCCAAGACUAGACAGUCGUCGUGUUGAUCUAGGCCAUUGGAGCGAGCCGACGACCUUCACUUCGGCCUCCAGCCCUCACGUCGCAGUUAGUACGAAGAGAAGUAUAUCAAGAAAAUUCUGGACGAAAUGCGCUGCCUUUUGGAGGAGCAAGUGUGCAGCUAGUUGUUAUAAAAUAAUUGAUAAAUUUCUUUGAGGAUUUGGUAGGUGUGAGGUACGCAUAUACUGUUUCCGUACCUUUCUGCCCUGUAUCCAGUGGUAUCUGGUCAGUGCAAAUAGGAUCAGAGCUGAAGCGCACUACUGGUUUCAAACUGACUGCAAUCAUCGUCCGCUGUUGUCGGGCGCGUGGACAGCGCAUUGCCGUUGGGUCGGCUCUCCGUGACCUGAAGACGGUGAUAUUGAGGAUGCUUAGACCCUAUGCUGAACGUCGUCUAGACUAAGAGAACGUGUAGCCAAAGGCGAAAAGUCGCAGUGACUAUGACGAAUGGAUGCAGUAUCCCCAGCUGCCAGAACAACGGGAAGAGCGAGACAAAGGUCGCUGCUGCUCGUGGCGUCGUAUUCCAUCGAGUACCAAAGAAACCCGCUCAUACGCGCGAGGCUUGGCUCCGCGUUCUGAACAAAAUUGUGCCGAACCGGAAUUUUACGGCUAAGCACAUCAGAAUCUGCAGCGAGCAUUUCGAGAAUGGCAGGAGCUCACAGGACGUCGUACCUACAAGGUUUGUAGCUCAUGACGCACUGGCUACUGGUCUAGCGGAGCUUCCUGUGUUGAACAAUGUAGCAGCGGAGGUCCCAGUAGCAGAAGUGGAGCAGCAUGUUCAGGUGAUCCAGGAUCCGCAUGCACUUCACAUUGAUGACGCCGAUGCCACACACGUGAUGUCACCAGUAGCCGCCGCCAUGGCAACGGGUGAAGGUUCCGUCUCCACCACAUCCCAAUCCACCGGUCACGUAGCGACCAGCAAGAGUUCAGGAGUGCGAGGCAGCGUGGCUGCCACUGGCAACAGCCGUGGGGCAACUGCUGGCAUCAGACGGAGCAGCAGCGCCGGUAAAGACAGCGGGAUGGCAUCGUCGGCUAAUUCUCUCACUUCACAAGAUGAGGACACGGAAGAGAACAGCCAGAAACAAGGCCAGGGUCAGAGUGAUCACACUCACAGCUUGGACAUAGACUCCGAGACCACUGCACAAGUAUUAUCUGAUGUCAGCAGUAUAACUUCCAUGCAUCCUGUCAACGAGAUUGGCCAUAGCAGCAGCAGCAGCAGAACCCAGCGGCAAAGUCAAACCGCCGGCUGCGCUAGCAGCGGAACUCGUCAGGAACAUGCUCACGUGUCCGCCUCGUCUGGCUGCGUGGGCUUUGAGUCGUCGCUCGAUGGCAGCAUUUCGGCUCCGUCUGAAUCGUGCUGGGCUCAGCUACUGUCCAUUAGUCCUUUCCAUUCGCCAACUUCUAUGUCCGUCAAUCACAUCCCUGUGGGCGAUGAUGGAUGGCCAUUACCCGAAGACUAUUAUGAGCAGCUUGGCUUUCUGAUCGAACAAGAAGCGGAGUUAAAAGCCAAAGGGCGUCAGGUGGUCCUGCAGCCAAGCAUCUUUACAGAUAAACUGGAUGAAGGCAAUGGCUUUGCUGGACAAGAACCCCACCGUUCUUUAGCAGCAAUGGAUGAAGUACGGUACUCACAUGGACAAGUACCGUAA
Messenger RNA from Sycon ciliatum, 1686 nucleotides. RefSeq lists its product as uncharacterized. Lineage: Eukaryota; Metazoa; Porifera; Calcarea; Leucosolenida; Sycettidae. The transcript has 4 exons. The coding region runs from base 481 to 1686 and encodes 401 amino acids. The record is from RefSeq and is a predicted model, not a curated record.